CCGACGGUUGGCGUUUGCUGCCUUAGGAGCGAGUUGGUGAGCCGGCGGCUGCCCGAGCGCGGGCCGUGGCUCCGGACGGCUGCCGGCCGGCUCCGCUCGGCUCGGCACGGCUCGGCACGGCUCAGCACGGUGUCUGAUAGCGGCGCCGUGCCGUCACGCACCGCCGCUGCUCCGCGUCCCGCAGGCGGGAGGUCCGUUACCGCAUGCAAGGGAUGAGUUGCGCUGAUGGGAAGUGUGCGCUGCUCGUAGGACUCGUUUCUCAUUGAAAGCAGGGUCGUAACGCCGUGCUAAGCGGGGUUUGUUUCUUGUUUCCGUAAUCUCUCUCUCAACAACCCGACGUGUGUAAUGGUAGAGCUUCCAUUUCUGCGGAACCGUAGUGGAGAAUUUCAGUGGUGGUGUUCAAGACCUGACUGGACGUAUCCCAUGAGGAGAGAGAUGCAGGAAAUUUUACCUGGGUUAUUUUUAGGCCCAUACUCUUCAGCUAUGAAAAGCAAGCUACCUAUACUUCAGAAGCAUGGAAUAACCCAUGUAAUAUGCAUACGGCAAAACAUCGAAGCCAAUUUUAUUAAACCAAACUUCCAGCAGCUAUUUAGGUAUUUAGUCCUGGAUAUUGCAGAUAAUCCAGUUGAGAAUAUAAUACGAUUUUUCCCUAUGACUAAAGAAUUUAUUGAUGGAAGUUUACAAAGUGGAGGAAAAGUUCUUGUCCAUGGAAACGCAGGGAUUUCUAGAAGUGCUGCCUUAGUUAUUGCAUACAUAAUGGAAACGUUUGGGGUGAAGUACAGGGAUGCAUUUACUUACGUUCAAGAAAGAAGGUUCUGUAUUAAUCCUAAUGCUGGAUUUGUCCAUCAACUUCAGGAAUACGAAGCCAUCUAUCUAGCAAAACUGACCAUCCAGAUGAUGUCACCGCUGCAACUGGAGAGAUCCCUCUCUGUUCCGCCUGGCACUACAGGAAGUUUAAAGCGAAUGCAUGAAGAGGACGACGAACUUGGAACCAUGCAAGUGGCAGCAGCACAGAAUGGAUGAGGACAGCACUGUUUGCAUUGUGAACUCCUGCUGAGAAAGUUCCCCAGAAGCUUUGCUGAGGGACAGUCCCUCCAGAGCAAGCCUGAACUUCUUAGCCUGUGUCAAGGCUACUUAGAGACCUGUUACAAAUAGCAGAUGCUGGCUUGAAAACUACUGCCUGGAUUAAAGCAUGCUGCUAGAACAGAUGCUGCUGACAGCUGAGGAGAUUCUCCUGCAGUUCAGAGGUACAUUGCAGCACUGAAGUCUACAACUGUAUGUUAAGAUACAAGAGUUCCCUUUCCAUUUUAGGGGGAGCUGGGUGAAGGAAGGAGCUAGAGGUGGCAUACCAUGUGUGAAGAACUACAAACCAAGGACUGAAGGCUUAAGGAGCAGCUAACAUUGAGCUUUAGAGAAGCUGGUGGUGAAGUCCAGGCUAUUGGAAAGCAUCUCCCUGUUUGAUUUCUGACAGCAUCUGUGCUUCCUUUGUUCUCCAAGGAGGCCUCGUCCCUCCUUUUGAGCCUGGGCUGUUGUAGAUAAAGAAGUUCUAUCAGUUCAAAAGACA
Molecule: messenger RNA, 1564 nt
Organism: Phasianus colchicus (ring-necked pheasant)
Lineage: Eukaryota; Metazoa; Chordata; Aves; Galliformes; Phasianidae
Source: RefSeq, a predicted model, not a curated record